This is a messenger RNA of Rhinichthys klamathensis goyatoka, 2241 nucleotides long. It is a transcript of the gene bbs10, whose product is annotated as Bardet-Biedl syndrome 10. Lineage: Eukaryota; Metazoa; Chordata; Actinopteri; Cypriniformes; Leuciscidae. Gene Ontology annotation, biological process: chaperone-mediated protein complex assembly. Gene Ontology annotation, molecular function: ATP binding; ATP-dependent protein folding chaperone. The coding region runs from base 82 to 1836 and encodes 584 amino acids. The transcript has 3 exons. The record is from RefSeq and is a predicted model, not a curated record.
GAAAAACAACAACACAUGGUAGAAGAAGAGCGUCGCCUGGAUACUGCAUGAAGCUUGAGAGGAUGCUCACCGGAUUAGAAGAUGCUCGAGGAGUGUGUGUGUGUGCUCGCAGCGCUGGAGUGUGUCGUGCGUCGCUGUCUCGGUCCUGGCGGCGGGAGUGUGUUGUUCACUCGAGACACAGGAGAAACACUCGUUAGUAGACACGGACAGCGCCUUCUCUGCGCACUACACCUGGAGCACCCGAUGGCCAGGAUGGUGUUGGACUGCAUGUGUGCACAUGCUAAAGCUACUGGAGACGGCACAAAGUCAUUCAUUCUCCUGCUGGCCGCACUUUUACGAGGAAUUCAGAACUCUGCUCACAUGCACCGUAAAAGAUUAUGGACUGGCCCUGGCCUUCGAAAUCUUGCUAAUCGCCUUCUCGCUGUCAGCCGGAAGGAGUUGGAUGAAGCCAUAAUACACAAAAUUACCCCAUAUGCCUCAUUGUGCUGUAGUCGCCAUAGUUACAAACAGGAGGGCAGCAUCCUUGAAUUGUUGAUUGGUGGGUAUAUUUCUGGAAGAGUGGCGAUUGGUCAGGCUGAAAUACUGAAACGAGUCCUGUGUGAGUUCUACCACAAAGUCAGUCAAGAUCAAGACGCAGUAGAAACAAUCUCAUUCAUACAUUCGCACUUCUCUUUACUGCAUACGUCAGUGACAGGACUUCCUAUCGGCUCCUCAGAGGUGAUUGAAGGCCUGGUUGUGACACGUGAUUGGUCGGUGUGGACUGAACUACAAGGACCAGUAAAAGCACUCAUUUUAUAUGAGAGUUUUGGGCCUACUAUUGUUACCGCAGGUGACAACAUAUCCAUAUGUGUUCAAGAAGACUGGCUGCACCGUACAGAGAACAUCAUGAAGCAAAAGUUAUUGAGUUUAUUAGACUUACAGGUGCAUGUGCUGCUCUCAUCCGUGAAGCAGCCGGAAAGUGUGGUGCAAUGGGCUCGACUGAACCACAUCGCUCUACUUGAGUUUGUCGACUCGGCCCAGCUGGACUUGCUUUCCAACAUCAGUGCUGCUGAAACACUCUCUCAUCCACCUCUUCAACACCUCGUGACGCUAAAGUACUGUAGACGUGUGCAACUUGGUGGGCAUCGCUAUGCCUGUCUGGGAACGGUUUCGCACACACACACACUUGUUCUUUGUGCACCAGCACCAGGAUUGCUUGACCAGAUUGUGUGUGUGAGCCAAGGUGUGUUUGCGAUGUUGCAGCAUCUGUCUCGGACGCAUGACAGCUUUAAAAAACUGUUUCAAAGCUCCAUUCCUGCUGCCGACCAAUCACAAAGGACGCUUUCAACUCAAGACCUGUGGGGUGGAAUUAUGUGUGGAGGUGGAGUGCUUCCCGUUGGUGGCAUGUUUGAGUUCUUGCUACAUCAUUUCCUGCUGAACGAACGUAACUGUGGUGACCCAGAGUGCUGUAGGCUGCUGGCAGAGGCUUUGUUGUGUGUGCCUAGAACUUUAUACUCUCUCAAUCAAAGAAGCUUCUUGAAUAUCCAGACAUGUGUCUUAAGUGAUCUUAAGCAAUUGGAACGGGCCAAAUUGCAAGGGUCGGAAUUGCCAGACCUAAAGUUUGGGCUCGGGUUUAGUGAGAGUUCUGAAUUGGCACCGUGUCUGGAGUCGGUCAGUGGUAAACAGGAGCUGGUUGUUUCUGUGUUGCAGUGUUUGCACAGACUCUUAUGUGUAGGGGCUAUUUUACACACCCGCUCUCCACUACGCACCGGCCCACAAACACACUCUGAGGAGGAUGAGGAAGAGGAGGAAGGAAUGAAAGAGCACUCAAACUCCACUCAAAGAACAGAUGCAUAAGCCGCACUGAAUAUCCAAGCCUAUAAUGUUGUGUGUAAAUUCUAUUCACUGUGCCACUUACAGGUGCAUGUGCUGCUCUCAUCCGUGAAGCAGCCGGAAAGUGUGGUGCAAUGGGCUCCACUGAACCACAUCGCUCUACUUGAGUUUGUCGACUCGGCCCAGCUGGACUUGCUUUUCAACAUCAGUGCUGCAGAAACACUCUCUCAUCCACCUCUUCAACACCUCGUGACGCUAAAGUACUGUAGACGUGUGCAACUUGGUGGGCAUCGCUAUGCCUGUCUUGGAACGGUUUCGCACACACACACACAGUUGUUCUUUGUGCACCAGCACCAGGAUUGCUUGACCAGACUGUGUGUGUGAGCCAAGGUGUUUUUGCGAUGUUGCAGCAUCUGUCUCGGACGCAUG